This is a messenger RNA of Aphanomyces astaci, 600 nucleotides long. RefSeq lists its product as hypothetical. The transcript is spliced from 2 exons. Gene Ontology annotation, cellular component: centrosome; ciliary basal body. The record is from RefSeq and is a predicted model, not a curated record. The coding region runs from base 84 to 419 and encodes 111 amino acids. NCBI's taxonomy places the organism in Eukaryota, Oomycota, Saprolegniomycetes, Saprolegniales, Verrucalvaceae.
GAUUAUGUGAGGCUUACAGGUCCCAGCAGUAUCUUGGUGUUUGGCGGGAGCGGCGGCGGCGCAACAAACGGCGGGGGACUUUCAUGGCGCAACAAGGCGCGACGCUGCAGAACUAUAACAAUGAGCUGGUGAAAUGCAUUGAGGACCUGCGUGAGAAGCGCGAGGAAGUGAACCGGUCGAUCCUCAAGGAAGAGGAGGAAAAAGCCAAGAUCCAAAAGGAUCUCACGGUAUUGACCGACCGUUUGAGCCUCAUCAACGAAACGCUUGCGAGGAAGUCCCAAGCAAGGAACGAAUACGACCGCACGAUCCAAGAGACCGAGGCCGCGUACAUGAAGAUCUUAGAAAGUUCCCAGACACUGCUGCAUGUAUUGAAGCGCGAGACUGUUCAGCUAACCAAGAAGAAGCAAACGUCGGCUUGAUCAGCGUACGGAUGUCGUGGCGUCAUGGCGACAUAUUACAUGGACGGAAGCCCUGCGAUGGCGGCAUUCUUGCACCCUUCCACCGCAGUAUCGGCGUUGUUGUAGUGUGCAUAACUAUUGUCGUUUGCUAAGAAUACAUUUUAAUCACAUGGAGGGGUGAGGAGGUGCAAAUACUUUGGGA